AUGGUCCGGCUGGACACCAGAUCCGAGACGCGGCGCUGGCUGUUGCUGCUAGGUGCUGCAGUGACCUUCGUGGUGUUUGCCCCUCGCGGGCUGCUGGUCGGGCUGACGGUGUUGGCCUUGCUUGGAGCACGUGUCCCACAGCGGCUGCUGCAGAGACUGAGCCGGGUGAAGGAGUCGCUGAGCCCGCGGUCCUCUGAGCAAGAAGCCGCUUCGCCACGGACACCUUUGGAAACUGCAGAUGGGGAUUGGGGGCCUGCGCUGGUAUUGGUCUUCGAGGCAAAGAAUUCUUUGACUGGCAUCCAGCAGCUGCGCAUCCGACCAGGGGAUGGUGCAAGAUCCUGGUCCUUGGAGGAUCUCCCCCUCUCAGAUCAUCCUGCGCACUCUCCGGCCUUUUUGCCGGAGGCUGUUGCGGAUGCGCUUGAGCGGAUGACAUGGAAGCCGGCGCAGCAGCUGCCGUGCAGUGAGAUGCUGAAGAGGCUUACGGAUGCCGGUUUGGAAUAUCGCCUCGGUGCCUCUUCUGGUGGCGAUUAUAUCUUCUGCAGCGUCCGCCUCCCUGAGGCCACCGUGAAGGCGAAUCUCAGCUUCUAUCACUUGUACUUGGAGCUCCAUCCGGAUCGCGCCAGGACGUAUGCUGCAGAGCUGGGCAUGCCCCUGGCGGUGUGCACGCGGGGUGGAGCGUUCCCGGAAGCACGUCAAUCCACAGAAUCCUUCGACUCGCGUGCGGCCGAGGCAGACUUCGCAGUGCACGAAGGGUUGCCAGACGACAUCUGGGAGGACUUGCACGUGCGCUUCUAUCCCAACAUUCCCAGCCGGGUGUUUCGACAUGUGCCCCUGGUGCAUGGCAAGGACGGCAUUGCCUCACAGCCGUGCUCGCCUGCCAACGAGGUCAAUUUGCCUACGCUGCUACUGCCUUCGGAGCGACUACGCCUCUUGUUGAGCCUGGUGGCCGACGACAUGCCAGGUGCGACUGGCGAGAUGGGAGCGGGGUUCAAGCUCGACCAGUGGAAGCGGCCAAAGCUGUGCAAUUGCUUGCUCCGGACUUGUCGCAACUUCGGUGCACGACGCUACGCGGCGACCACUGCAGAUCUGAUGGACAAUCUCCGCCAGGUGCCUUCAGCCUUCUCUCACUACUUUCUCAUGCAGGAUCCCCGGGACGGCGCGUUUUCGGGGCUUCGCUUCAAGUUCGGCUUGCCGAGCUCGCCUCUGUUUCGAAGCGGCCUGCUCUCCGGUGUAGUCGACAAGAGCCUUCCGAGUCUGCUGCAGCACUUCUUCGGCCAGCAAAUCGGUUUCUACUUUGCCUUUCUACAGCACCUGUUCAGUUACGGUUUCGCUUUGACGGUCUUGCUGGCUCCGCUGCUGGCAGUCUACAGCGUGGACUGGGCACAGCACGUCGUGCAUGCGGUGAACACACAGGAGAAGUUGAAGCCUUUCCUACUGGUGGACGAAUUUGCAGCUGAGUUGGACUCCGAGGCAGCAAAGAGGCGCUGGCCUUUGUGGUCUCUGAUGGUCGGGCUGACGACCACAAUAUGGGGUCAAUGCGUCAUUGAGUCGUGGCACCGGCAGGAGCAGCGCUACGCCCUCCGCUGGGGAUCCUGGAAGGCACUUCAGACUCAUCGAGCGCCAAGGCCAGCCUUUCGUGGGCGGGUGGCUCUGAGCCGGGUGGAUGGCCGAUUGGUGCAGCUUCAUCACGACAGGAGGCUGUUUCAAGCGCGGGUUAUCGCUGUGAAUCUCUGCUUUCUGGGACUCUGGGUCCUGGUCUUCCUGAGCUUUUACAUCCUCCGCACAAGCCACGUCCAGGUGGCAACCGAGAACUAUGCGUCCAUGGGAGCGAUGUUCUCUGUUGCCCAAACAACUUUCGACAUCCACAACUUCUUUGAAGCAAAAGCUACGACGGGCACUGUUGGAUUGAUGCUGCCUCGACAGGGUAAGUGUGUUGCUGUACCACCUCUUCCGUGUUGUCGCCCACAUCCUGACAGACGCGGAGAACCACCGAGAGGAGGAUUCUUGGGAGACGUCGAUCCUAGUGAAGAAGUGGGCGCUGACGGUGAUUGUCCAAUGUUCUGCGACCAUGCAUUUGCUCUUCAUCCGGCCCUGGCUUUGGCCGUGUGCAUAUGGCAGUCCCGACAUCCGGCAUCGCCUUGGCAUCGAGAGCUGCGCCCUGUGGGACAAGGAUUGUUGUGA
Messenger RNA from Symbiodinium sp. CCMP2592, 2181 nucleotides. The record is from the annotation of a GenBank genome assembly. NCBI's taxonomy places the organism in Eukaryota, Dinophyceae, Suessiales, Symbiodiniaceae.